AACUACGAGUGUAAAGCAUCGUACGUGAGAUACACACGACUUUCCCACGAAGAGUUGAGAGAAUCCUUGGAAUAUGUCAUCGACACUGAAGACGAGGCAUGGUUGAGGAAUAAUACUAGAUUUGGUAGUGCGUCGGUUGUGGUGGAAGAAGAUCCAUGUAAAGCUGUAUCCGUAMUGGAUGAGGAUCCCGAAGGGCAGUCAAUGCCAUCAGGAGUUAUCGACGAAAAGAACCAAUCUUGUACAACACAGACACAAGGGGGAAAUCCAAAGAAGGAUUCAACGAAACGAAAAGUAGCAACGAAAAUGACACCUCGAACUUCUGUUCUCACAGUUGCUAUGUUAGAAGUCAUGUUGGACGUUAUGGAAAAAGCUACAGCCUUCGAUGCGAUUAUCACCCUCGACCAGGCCGAAAAACUUAUUCUCGAAAAGUUGCCCCAAUUUCUUCAUAUGUAUCCCGUAAGGGCUAAGGCUGGUGUUGUAACAAUACGACAUGUCAUCAAUGAUGUCUACCAGUAUUGGGUUUCGAAGCGGAGUAAGCUAAAGCGUCCAUUGCUUCGACGAUUUUGGCCCGUCACGUCGACGGAAGAUUCAAACCCUCAUUUGGUCUUUCGGCCGCGUGAAAAAGAGAAAUACAAGCUCCGGAAAAAACGACAAAACGACAUGGACGCAUAUCGUAAGCUUCAGCAAUUGAAACAAGAUUUUUCUCAKAUUCGGCUCUUGCUGGGGUUGAUUAAAAAACGAGAAGAACUCGCUCGAUCGCGCGUCUUGUUACAAAAGGAAUGGUUCGAGCAAAAGCUGUACGAUGCAAUCGAUACCAGUGGGCUUUGCAGAGUUUCGCAAGCACUGGACCGAAAUUCUUUAGACAAAUUGCUAGAGAUAGAAAAGCAAUUUGACAUAAACGAGGGCGGGAUUGGUAGAGGACGGAAGAAAUCACGCCGGUCAGCUGGUCAACAACAGGAUGGUUUAACUAGCGCUGCUGGAUCACGAAGCACAACUCCCGUCCCCAAUCCAACUUUUUCGUCGGGGACAAACAUGGACAUGGUAUCUAGGACAAAUCAAGAUCAGGGCCAUUCUAGUGGCGCUACCGUAACCGAUGGAGAUCCUUCUGGUUCYGAAACCAAGCAGCGAAAGCUACCAUUGAUCAUUGCGGGACAGAACAAUGGAGAGCCAGCUCCGUCCUUUUUGCAACCUCUUGCAUCRCGAGAAUCUUACGCUACAACAUGGGAAGGUUCGGUACCACACGUAGCUACCAUCGUUGAUGGUCAUGCCAUGAAUACAUCAUACUUUCGCCACCGCCCCAGGCUUGGGCGAGGAGGUCGUCUUUGCAUAGAUCGCGUUCCUUUACCAACUGAUCCAAACAUUGCACCCAGCACGUAUUUCAGGGCGGGUAGUAGGUCGACAAUAUCACGUAAACCAAAGGAACGCUUAUUGGAUUUAUUGCCGCCACCUAUCGAUAAGAGCAAGUURAGCCGUCGUAUCGAAGAAAUUUGCUUCGRUGCUCUCAAGGAAGACUAUGAUGCAAAUGCUGGCGGUUCAAGCAAAACUCAAGGAAAUGCUAUUGCGGAGGACGUAGAUAACAACGAUGGAGUGGAAGUGCUGGUAAAGAUGAAGGAUUGGUUAAACACGGAUGAUCAACCAUGGGGUGAGGAGCGCUACGCAAUUGGUCCAAUUUGAUAAAAAAAAAUUUAAGGAAAAC
This is a messenger RNA of Pseudo-nitzschia multistriata, 1696 nucleotides long. The record is from the annotation of a GenBank genome assembly. Lineage: Eukaryota; Bacillariophyta; Bacillariophyceae; Bacillariales; Bacillariaceae.